ACCGCAAAGCAACGCAAGCAAGUCCCCAACGACACCCCCAAGCGACGCGUCCAUCCAAUGCGCUGGCGGAUGAAGCAACGCCCGUCAAGCCGCAGCUCUCGCCACGUCCACGCUCCUGCGCCUCGGUGUCGCUCUCUUUUGCCCCCACAUGGCUCUCUCUCUCUCUCUCUCUCUCUCUCUCUCUCUCUGUGGUUCCCUCUUGUCUUUCUCGGAUCUCCGGAGGAGAAGAGGUGAAGCUUGGAGCGAGCUCGAUGCCGGCGCUGAGGGCGGUGGAGUACUACAGCGUGGAGGGGAUGGGGCGGAGGAACGGGAUCGCGUGGUGGGACGAGAUCGACGGCUCGGAGGAGUGGCAGCGCGGCAUCUUCUACGCCCUCUGUGCUGCCUAUUCCCUCGUCUCCCUUGUCGCUCUGGUGCAACUCAUCCGCAUUCAGCUUAGGGUACCAGAAUAUGGAUGGACAACACAAAAGCUUUUUCACCUAAUGAAUUUUGUUGUGAAUGGAUUGCGUGCAAUUCUUUUUGGCUUCUACCACAGUGUAUUUCUUCUCAAACCAAAAGCUCUUGAAAUGGCGCUUCUAGAUCUUCCUGGUCUUCUAUUCUUCUCAACCUACACUCUACUAGUGUUAUUUUGGGCAGAGAUAUAUCAUCAGGCUAGGAGCCUUCCAACUGAUAAGCUAAGACCUACAUAUAUGAUAAUCAAUGGGGCUGUAUACAUCAUACAGAUUUGCAUCUGGGUAUAUGUCAAAAUAAGUUCUAAACCUGCUGCGAUUGAAGCUGCUAAAGUCUUUUUGGCAAUUGUUUCAUUCUCUGCUGCUUUGGGAUUCUUGAUAUACGGUGGGAGGUUGUUUUUUAUGCUGAGACGCUUCCCGAUUGAAUCUAAGGGCCGCCAAAAAAAGCUGAAUGAGGUUGGUUUUGUGACUACCAUAUGCUGCACAUGUUUUUUGGUACGGUGCUUUGUGGUUUCCCUUUCUGCAUUUGACAAGGAUGCCGACCUUGACGUCCUCGAUCAUCCAAUUCUGAAUUUAAUCUAUUACAUGUCGGUCGAGAUUCUUCCAUCAGCUCUAGUACUAUUCAUCCUUCGGAAGCUGCCCCCAAAGCGAGUUUCAGAUCAGUACCACCCCAUCAAUUGAGAGCUUUGUCAGGGUGAGGGAUAUUAUGCUGUCAGACGAGUGAAUCAGUCCCAGGCACUCAUUUGGCUGUUAUGGCGCCAGUGGAACCAGUUAGAUGCGACGUGAUGGUUUUUGCACCCGGCCAAUCUGUGGCAUUUUAUUUAUUGUUAGUUUUAUGGGUGGGCUAAUUUAAAACUUAGAAAAAACACCUCUUUUUUAAUUAGGAACCUUAAGUGAGUAAUCAUAGUAAAUAAAAUGUUCCAAAAGAAUAUGACUUUUAAGAAUGUUAUUGUCAAUACCAAAGUACCAAAUGCACCUUAAUUUUUUUCAGCUGUGGAAAUAAAUGCAUGAACUUGUGCUAAUUUUUUUAAGCACACAUGAACA
Messenger RNA from Phoenix dactylifera (date palm), 1490 nucleotides. RefSeq names its product tobamovirus multiplication protein 1-like. The record is from RefSeq and is a predicted model, not a curated record. NCBI's taxonomy places the organism in Eukaryota, Viridiplantae, Streptophyta, Magnoliopsida, Arecales, Arecaceae.